Molecule: messenger RNA, 762 nt
Organism: Lodderomyces oxycetoniae
Lineage: Eukaryota; Fungi; Ascomycota; Pichiomycetes; Serinales; Debaryomycetaceae
Exons: 1
Coding region: 1-762 (253 amino acids)
Cellular component (GO): nucleus
Molecular function (GO): mRNA binding
Source: RefSeq, a predicted model, not a curated record
AUGUCCAAUAUAUUGGAAAAAUCGCUAGACGACAUAAUUGGCGAAAAAGGAAGUCAAAGAAAGUUUAUACCCACAAGGAGAAGAGGGUUGUCGCUGUCUCGCCGCUCAAACAAUAAUGGUCACCCAUAUAGGAGACAUCCACCCUUACCCCAUCGAGGAGUCGCAGACGUUUAUAUUCCACGAGCUACUUCCUCCUCCUCCUCCUCCUCGUCUGUUCCUAGGGAUGUGCUACAAAUGGCAGAUGGACGUCCCACAUUACGUUUGAAAAACAUUCAUCCUGAAUUGAACGGUGAGGAUUUGAAUAAAUUAUUCAGUUCUAUUAACGACGUUGAUUUUAUCAAGUUCGACGAAGAGAAUGAUACAGUUGCAUAUAUUUGUUUCCAAAAUGACUGCGAAAGAAGUAAUAGGGCGGCUAUAGAGAAGUAUGAUGGGAAAAAAGCCAUGGGUAAGAUUUUGAUUGUUGAAAAUGCUGUCAAUAUGAGUUUGGCGGAACGGAUCACUGUUGCUCCUUCUAGAAAUACUGAUAUAUUUACAAGAGAUAUUGGUGAUAGAGGCCUGGGUACUAGUGGAAGAAGUCGAAGAGGAAGAGGCAGAGGUGGGUUGCAUGGAAGAGGAAGAGGACGAGGAAGCCAUCGCUUUGGACCAAAGAAAAGUGCCGAGGACUUGGAUAAGGAGUUGAAUGAAUAUAUGGGCCAAAAUGGUGAUGAGCAAGAAUCAAUGGCGGCCAUUGAGCAAGCUCAGGAAGAAAUGAAUAUAGAUUGA